This is a messenger RNA of Choloepus didactylus (southern two-toed sloth), 13676 nucleotides long. It is a transcript of the gene PRKDC, whose product is annotated as protein kinase, DNA-activated, catalytic subunit. Gene Ontology annotation, biological process: telomere maintenance; double-strand break repair via nonhomologous end joining; immunoglobulin V(D)J recombination. Gene Ontology annotation, molecular function: protein binding; DNA-dependent protein kinase activity. The transcript has 86 exons. NCBI's taxonomy places the organism in Eukaryota, Metazoa, Chordata, Mammalia, Pilosa, Megalonychidae. The record is from RefSeq and is a predicted model, not a curated record. Bases 1 to 12390 code for a protein of 4129 amino acids. Gene Ontology annotation, cellular component: nucleus.
AUGGCGGCGGCAGGCGCUGAUGUGCAGGGCUCUCUCAAGAAGUUGCAGGAGUUGUUGUCCGCCAAUGACCGCUGCGGCGCGGCGAUGGCGGGCUAUCACCUCAUCCGCGGACUAGGCCAGCAGUGCGUGCUGAGCGCCAGCCCGGCGGUGCUAGCAUUACAGACUUCUUUAGUGUUUUCCAGAGAUUUUGGUUUGCUUGUAUUUGUACGGAAAUCACUUAGCAUUGAAGAAUUCCGUGAUUGUAGAGAAGAAGUCCUAAAAUUUUUAUGUAUUUUCUUAGAAAAACUUGGCCAGAAGAUCACACCUUAUUCUAUUGAUAUUAAGAAUACUUGUACCAGUGUUUAUACAAAAGAUAAAGCGGCCAAAUGUAAAAUUCCAGCUCUAGACCUUCUUAUUAAGCUACUUCAGACUUUGAGAAGUUCUAGACUCAUGAAUGAAUUCAAAGUUGGAGACUUAUUUAGCAAAUUCUAUGGAGAACUUGCUUUGAAAACAAAAAUACCAGAUACAGUUUUAGAAAAAAUAUACGAGCUCCUAGGAGUAUUAGGUGAAGUUCAUCCUUUUGAGAUGAUAAAUAAUUCAGAAAAACUGUUCCGUGCUUUCUUGGGUGAACUUAAGAUCCAGAUGACAUCAGCGGUAAGGGAGCCCAGACUGCCUAUUGUGACAGGAUGUCUGAAGGGAUUGUCUUCACUUAUGUGUAACUUUACCAAGUCUAUGGAAGAAGAUUCUGAGACAUCAAGGGAGAUUUUUGAGUUUGUACUAAAGGCAAUUCGUCCUCAGAUUGAUCUGAAGAGAUAUGCUGUGCCCUCAGCUGGUUUACAUUUACUUGCCCUGCAUGCAUCUCAAUUUAGCACCUACCUUCUGGACAACUACAUUUCUUUAUUUGAAGUCCUAUCAAAAUGGUGUAGCCAUACAAAUGUAGAUGUGAAAAAAGCUGCAAAUUCAGCCCUGGAAUCCUUUCUGAAACAGGUUUCUGUUAUGGUUGCGAAAGAUGCGGAAAUGCAUAAGAGUAAGCUGCAGUACUUUAUGGAACAGUUCUAUGAAAUCAUUAGAAACAUGGAUUCAAACAACAAGGAGUUAUCCAUUGCUAUUCGUGGAUAUGGACUUUUUGCAGGACCUUGUAAGGCUAUAAAUGCAGAAGAUGUUGACUUGAUGUACAUAGAGCUUAUUCAGCGUUGCAAGCAGAUGUUCCUCAUGCAGACAGAUACCAUCGAGGACCACGUUUAUCAGAUGCCAAGUUUCCUCCAGUCUAUUGCAAGCGUCUUACUUUACCUGGACACAGUUCCUGAGGUGUAUACCCCAGUUCUGGAGCAUCUCAUGGUGGUACAGAUGGACAGUUUCCCACAGUAUAGUCCGAAAAUGCAGUCUACAUGCUGCAGAGCCAUGGCUAAACUUUUCCUAGCCUUAGCAGAGAAAGGCCCAGUCCUCUGCAAUUGCAUUAGUGCUGUGCUACAUCAGGGUUUGAUCAGAAUAUGUUCUAAACCAGUGGUCCUUCAAAAGGGCCCUGCAUCCGAAUCUGAAGACGACCAUGUGUUGGGGGAAGUCAGGACGGGCAAGUGGAAGGUGCCCACCUACAAGGACUAUUUGGAUCUUUUUAGAAAUCUCCUGAGCUGUGACCAGAUGAUGGAUUCUCUUUUAGCAGAUGAAGCAUUUCCUUUUGUGAAUUCCUCCAUUCAAAGUCUGAAUCGUUUGCUUUAUGAUGAAUUUAUAAAAUCUGUUUUGAAGAUUGUUGAGAAAUUGGAUCUUACACUAGAAAAACAGAAUGUUGGGCAACAAGAGGGUGAAAAUGAAGCUACUGAUGUGUGGGUGAUCCCAACUUCAGAUCCAGCAGCUAACUUGCAUCCUGCUAAACCUAAAGAUUUUUCAGCUUUCAUUAACCUGGUGGAAUUUUGCAGAGAGAUUCUUCCUGAGAAACAUGUAGAAUUUUUUGUGCCAUGGGUAUAUUCAUUUACAUAUGAAUUAAUUUUGCAUGCUACACGGUUGCCACUCAUCAGUGGUUUCUAUAAAUUGCUUUCCAUUGUAGUAAGAAAUGCCAAGAAAAUAAAAUAUUUUGAGGGCGUUAGUCCAAAGAGUCGGAAACAUGCUCCUGAGGACUCAGAAAAGUAUUCUUGUUUUGCUUUAUUUGCAAAAUUUGGUAAAGAGGUAUCAGUCAAAAUGAAGCAAUAUAAAGAUGAACUGUUGGCCUCUUGUUUGACCUUUAUUCUGUCCCUGCCACCUGACAUCGUUGAGCUUGACGUUAGAGCCUACGUUCCUGCAUUGCAGAUGGCUUUCACACUGGGCCUGAGCUAUCCCCCAUUGGCAGAAGUAGGCCUGAAUGCCCUAGAAGAAUGGUCAGUUCACAUUCGCAAAUGUGAAAUUCAGCCUUAUUACCAAGAUAUUCUACCCUGCCUUGAUGGUUAUCUGAAAACUUCAGCCCUAUCAGAUGAGACCAAGAAUAACUGGGAAGUGUCAGCACUUUCUCGAGCUGCUCAGAAAGGAUUUAAUAAAGUUGUAUUAAAGCAUCUGAAAAGGAGAAAGAACAUUUCGUCAAGUGAAGCAUUAUCCUUAGACGCAAUAAGAAUUAGAGUUGUACAAAUGCUUGGAUCUUUAGGAGGACAAAUAAACAGAAAUCUUGUAACAGCUGCAUCCUCAGAGGAAAUGCUGAAGAAAUGUGUGGCAUGGGACAGAGAAAAAAGACUCAGUUUUGCAGUACCGUUUGUGGAAAUGAAGCCUGUCAUUUAUCUGGAUGUGUUCUUGCCUCGCGUCACAGAAUUAGCUCUUUCAGCUAGUGACAGACAAACUAAAGUUGCAGCUUGUGAACUUCUACAUAGCCUGGUUAUGUUUAUGCUGGGAAAAGCCACCCAGAUGCCUGAGGGUGAUCAGGGUGUCUCACCCAUGUAUCGGCUCUAUAAGCGAACUUUUCCUGUGCUGCUCCGGCUGGCCUGUGAUGUAGAUCAGGUGACAAGGCAACUAUACGAGCCGCUAGUUAUGCAACUGAUUCACUGGUUCACUAACAAUAAGAAAUUUGAAUCUCAGGAUACUGUCGCCUUACUAGAAACUGUAUUGGAUGGAAUUGUGGAUCCCAUUGACAGUACUUUAAGAGAUUUUUGUGGUCACUGUAUUCAAGAAUUCCUAAAAUGGUCCAUUAAGCAGACAACACCACAGCAGCAGGAAAAAAGUCCAGUCAACACCAAGUCACUUUUCAAGCGACUCUACAGCUUUGCCCUUCACCCCAGUGCUUUCAAGAGGCUCGGAGCAGCACUUGCUUUUAAUAAUAUCUACAGGGAAUUCAGAGAAGAAGAGUCUCUGGUAGAGCAGUUUGUGUUUGAAGCCUUGGUGAUAUAUAUGGAAAGUCUGGCCUUGGCACAUACAGAUGAGAAAUCCUUAGGUACAAUUCAACAGUGUUGUGAUGCCAUAGAUCACCUAAGGCGCAUCAUUGAAAAGAAACACGUUUCUUUAAACAAAGCAAAAAGACGGCGUUUGCCACGAGGAUUUCCACCUGCGUCGUCAUUGUGUUUAUCCGAUAUGGUCACGUGGCUUUUAACCCAUUGUGGAAGGCCCCAGACGGAAUGUCGACACAAAUCCAUAGAGCUCUUUUACAAAUUUGUUCCUUUAUUGCCAGGCAGCAAAUCCCCUUCUUCAUGGCUGAAUGAUAUGAUCAAGAAAGAAGAUAUUUCUUUUCUUAUAAACAGCUUUGAAGGGGGAGGAGGUGGUGCCCAUCUGUCAGGCAUCCUUGUUCAGCCCACCCUCCUCCACAUGCCAGGGCCCUUCAGGCUCCGAGCUGCCCUGCAGUGGAUGGACAUGCUUCUGGCAGCGCUGGAGUGCUACAACACGUUCAUUGAGGAGAUGACAGUCAGCGCGUGUGAGAUCCUGGGUACUGCAGCACAAUCUUCACUUUUGAAAGCGGUAGCUUUCUUUUUAGAAAGCAUUGCUAUGCACGAUAUUACGGCAGCGGAAAAGUGCUUUGGCAGUGGGGCAACAGGGAACACACCCAGCCCACAAGAGAGAGAAGGAUACAAUUACAGCAAAUGCACAGUUGCGGUCCGCAUAAUGGAAUUCACCACCACAUUACUCAAUGUCUCCCCAGAAGUCUGCAAGCUCCUUGAGAAGGACUUACUUAGUGCCCAUUUGAUGAAGCUCUUGGUGAAGACACUGUGUGAGCCCUCGAGCAUAGGCUUCAAUGUCGGGGAUGUCCAAGUCAUGGGGUGUCUUCCCAGUGUCUGUGUGAACCUGAUGAAAGCCCUGGAGAAGUCCCCACACAGGGACAGCCUCGUGAUGCACCUGAAGGAAAAGAUAACUGCACAGAGCGUUGAGGAGCUCUGUGCCGUGGACCUGUAUGACCCCGACGCUCACUCGCGUAGGACCAAGCUGGCAGCUCUUGUGUCGGCCUGUAAACAACUUCAUCAAGCUGGACUUUUGCAUGUUGUAUUACCCUCUCAGUCUGCAGAGCUGCAUCAUUCUGUUGGCACAAAACUUCUGUCCCUGAUUUAUGAAGGCAUUGCACCUGGAGACGGAGGACAUGGCUUUUCUGCACUAGAUGCCAGUUGUGAGCAGCUGGCCAGGGGGCUUCUGGAGUUGGCCUUUGCUUUUGGAGGACUGUGUGAGCAGCUUAUGAAUCUUCUCCUGAACACAUCUGUAUUAUCCAAGCCAUCAUUGGGAAGGCCACAGAGAAAUAUCAUCAACUUCUCUCAUGGAGAGUAUUUUUAUAGCUUGUUCUCAGAAACUAUCAAUGCUGAAUUGUUGAAAAAUUUAGACAUUGCUGUAUUGGAACUCAUGAAAUCAUCAGUGAAUAAUCCCAAAAUGGUUAGUGCUGUUUUGAAUGGUAUGUUAGAUCAGACCUUCAGAGAUCGAGCCAUUCACAAGCACCAAGGACUGAAACUUGUGACUGCAAUCCUGCAAAACUGGCAGAGGUGUCAUCAGUGGUGGGCUGAAGAUUCUGCUCCGGAGAGGAAGAUGGCAGUGCUGACUUUACUGGGGAAAAUUUUACAGAUUGAUUCAUCUGUGUCUUUUAAUACAAAUCACAGCUCGUUUUCUGAAGUCUUUAGAACAUACACCAGUCUACUUGCUGAUUCAAAGUUGGGUCUACAUUUAAAGGGUCAAGCUAUAAUUAUUCUUCCAUUCUUCACCAAUCUUACUGGAGGAAAUCUUGAGGACCUUAAGCAUGUUCUUGAAAAACUUGUGGUUUCUCAUUUCCCUAUGAAGUCUGAUGAAUUUCCCCAAGGAACUCUGCGGUUCAAUAAUUAUGUGGACUGUAUGAAAAAGUUUCUAGAUGCCUUGGAAUUAUCUCAGAGUCCUGUAUUGUUGCAAUUGUUGACAGAAGUUCUUUGUCGGGAACAGCAACAUGUUUUGGAAGAAUUAUUUCAGUCCACUUUCAGAAGGAUGGCUAGAAGGAGUUCAUGUGUCACACAGUUAGAACUUCUGGAAACCAUAUACAGAAUGUUUAAGAGUGAUGACCUACUUUCAAAUAUCACCCGCCAAGCCCUUGUAGAUCGCUCUCUCCUCACUUUCUUGUGGCACUGUAGUCUGAAUGCGUUGAGAGAGUUCUUUAGCAAAAUUGUGGUGGGUGCCAUUGACGUGUUGAAGUCCAGGUUUAUAAAGUUAAAUGAAUCUGCCUUUGACACUCAAAUCACCAAGAAGAUGGGCUAUUAUAAGAUACUAGAGGUCAUGUAUUCUCGUCUUCCAAAAGAUGAUGUUCACUCCAAAGAAUCUAAAAUCAAUCAGAUUUACCAUGGCUCGUGUAUUACAGAAGGAAAUGAGCUUACAAAGACACUUAUUAAACUUUGCUAUGAUGCAUUCACAGAGAACAUGGCAGGUGAGAAUCAGUUGCUGGAGAAGAGAAGACUUUAUCAUUGUGCUGCAUAUAACUGUGCCAUAUCUGUUAUCUGCUGUGUCUUCAAUGAGUUAAAAUUCUACCAAGGUUUUCUGUUUAGCGAAAAACCAGAAAAGAACUUGCUUAUUUUUGAAAAUCUGAUAGACCUGAAGCGCUGCUAUACAUUUCCUAUAGAAGUUGAGGUUCCUUUGGAAAGAAAGAAAAAGUACAUCGAAAUUAGGAGAGAAGCCAGGGAGGCAGCCAGUGGGGAUGCAGAUGGCCCCCAUUAUCUAUCCUCCUUGUCAUAUUUGGGAGAGAGUAGCCUGAGUGAGGAAAUGAGUCAAUUUGAUUUCUCAACUGGAGUUCAGAGCUAUUCAUACAGUUCCCAAGAGUACAGAUCUCCCACUGGUCGUUUUAGGAGACAGGGACAUCAAGACCCCACGACCCAGAGUGAUACUUUGGAGUUAGAGAUGGAUGAACUCAAUCAACAUGAAUGUAUGACAAGUAUGACUGCUCUAAUUAAGCACAUGCAAAGAAAUCAGGUCAUACCUAAAGUGGAAGAGGGUUCAGUGCCAACAAAUCUUCCUCCUUGGAUGAAAUUUCUUCAUGACAAACUAGGAAAUCCAACAGUACCAUUAAAUAUCCGUCUCUUCUUAGCCAAACUUGUUAUUAAUACAGAAGAAGUCUUUCGCCCUUACGCAAAGCACUGGUUUAGCCCCUUGCUACAGCUGGUUGUUUCUGAAAACAAUGGAGGAGACGGAAUUCACUAUAUGGUUGUUGAGAUAGUGGUUACUGUGCUUUCCUGGUCAGGCUUAGCUACUCCUAUUGGGGUCCCUAAAGAUGAAGUAUUAGCAAAUCGAUUGCUUCAUUUCCUAAUGAAACAUGUCUUCCAUCAAAAAAGAGCUGUGUUUAGACACAACCUUGAAAUUAUAAAAACCCUUGUUGAAUGCUGGAAGGAUUGUUUAUCCAUCCCUUACAGAUUAAUAUUUGAAAAGUUUUCCAGUAAAGAUCCUAAUUCUAAGGACAAUUCAGUAGGAAUUCAAUUACUAGGAAUUGUGAUGGCCAGUAACUUGCCUCCCUAUGACCCAAAAUGUGGAAUCGAGAAUAUGAAAUACUUUCAAGCUUUGGUCAAUAAUAUGUCCUUUGUAAAAUAUAAAGAGGUAUAUGCAGCAGCAGCAGAAGUUCUAGGACUUAUUCUUCGAUAUGUUUCUGAGAAAGAAAAUAUACUGGAGGAGUCCCUUUGUGAAAUGAUUGUAAAACAGUUGAAGCAGCAUCAAAAUACAAUGGAGGACAAAUUCAUAGUGUGCUUGAACAAAGCUGCGCAGAGCUUCCCCCCUCUUGCAGACAGGUUUAUGAAUGCUGUCUUCUUCCUGCUGCCAAAAUUCCAUGGCGUGAUGAAGACCCUUUGUCUGGAGGUGGUGCUUUAUCGUACCGAGGAAAUAACAGAUAUCUACUUAAAGUUAAAGAGCAAGGACUUUUUUCAAGUCAUGAGGCAUAGAGAUGAUGAAAGACAAAAGGUGUGUUUGGACAUAAUUUAUAAGAUGAUGGCAAAAUUGAAGCCAGUAGAACUCCGGGAACUUCUGAAUCCUGUUGUAGAAUUCAUUGCCCAUCCUUCUCCAACAUGUCGGGAACAAAUGUAUAAUAUUCUUAUGUGGAUUCAUGACAAUUACAGAGAUCCAGAAAGUCAGACAGAUGAUGAUUCCCAGGAAAUAUUUAAGUUGGCAAAAGAUGUGCUGAUUCAAGGAUUGACUGAUGAGAACCCUGGACUUCAAUUGAUCAUUCGAAAUUUCUGGAGUCAUGAAACCAGGUUACCUUCAAAUACCUUGGACCGAUUGUUGGCAUUAAAUUCUUUAUAUUCUCCUAAGACAGAAAUGCACUUUCUAAGUUUAGCAACAGAUUUUCUGCUUGAAAUGACCAGAAAUAGCCCUGAUUAUCCAAACCCUAUGUUUGAGCAUCCUCUAUCAGAAUGUGAAUUUCAGGAAUAUACUAUCGACUCUGACUGGCGUUUCCGGAGUACUGUUCUCACGCCAAUGUUUAUUGAGACUCAGGCCUCUCAAAAUGCUCUCCAGAUGCGAACCCAAGAAGGAUCCCUUUCAGCUCGAGGGCUGAUGACUGGACAAAUAAGGGCUACCCAAGCACAAUAUGAUUUCACACCCACACAGAAUGCAGAUGGAAGAAGCUCGUUCAAUUGGCUAACUGGAAGCAGUAUUGACCCUCUGGCAGAUUAUACAGUCUCAUCGUCAUCUGAGUCCUUGUCUUCCUCCUUGCUGUUUGCCCAGAAGAGGAAAGAAAAACCACCAAGAACAUCCUGGAAGUCAGUGGGACCUAAUUUUGGGGAAAAAAGACUGGGCCUUCCUGGGGAUGAGGUGGAUGACAAAGCUAAAGGUACAACUGAUCGGGCAGAAAUAUUAAGAUUACGCAGACGGUUUUUAAAGGACCAAGAAAAGCUCAGUUUGAUUUAUGCCAGAAAAGGUGUUGUUGAACAGAAACGUGAGAAGGAGAUGAAAAGUGAGUUAAAAAUGAAGCAUGAUGCCCAGGUCAUUUUGUACAGAAGUUACCGUCAUGGAGACCUCCCCGACAUUCAGAUUAAAUACAGCAGCUUGAUCACCCCCUUGCAAGCUGUGGCCCAGAGAGACCCAAUAAUUGCAAAGCAACUCUUUGGCAGCUUGUUUUCUGGAAUUCUAAGAGAGAUGGAUAAAUUUAAGACCAUGUCUGAAAAAAACAGCAUUACUCAAAAGUUGCUCCAGGACUUCAAUCGUUUUCUUGAUACCACUUUCUCUUACUUUCCACCUUUUGUCUCUUGUGUCCAGGAGGUGAGUUGCCGACACCCGGACUUGCUGAGCCUGGAGCCGGCCCCGGUCAGCGUGGCCUGCCUGGCCAGCCUGCAGCAGCCCGUGGGCAUCCUGCUUCUCGAGGAGGCCCUGACCCACCUGGCCCCUCCGGAGCCAGCAGCCAAGCACAGCCGGGGAAGGUCCCGCCUCUCUCCUGACGUCCUCAGGUGGCUUGAACUUGCCAAACUGUAUAGAUCAAUUGGAGAAUAUGAUGUCCUCCGUGGAAUUUUUAGCAGUGAGAUAGGAACAAAGCAAGUUACUCAGGAUGCAUUAUUAGCAGAAGCCAGAGGUGAUUAUUCUGAAGCUGCUAAGCAAUAUAAUGAGGCUCUCAAUAAACAAGAGUGGUUGGAUGGUGAGCCUACAGAAGCAGAAAAAGACUUCUGGGAACUAGCGUCCCUUGACUGCUACAACCACCUUACUGAGUGGAAGUCUCUGGCAUACUGUUCUACAGUCACUGUUGACAGUGCAAGUCCUCCAGAUUUAAACAAAAUGUGGAGUGAGCCGUUUUAUCAGGAGACAUAUUUACCUUACAUGAUCCGCAGCAAGCUGAAGCUCCUGCUUCAGGGGGGCGAUGACCAGUCACUGCUGACGUUCAUUGAUGCCGCCGUGAACAAGGAGCUUCAGAAGACUCUCAUAGAGCUCCAUUACAGCCAGGAGCUGAGCCUGCUCUACAUCCUGCAAGAUGAUUUUGACAGAGCCAAAUAUUAUAUCCAAAAUGGCAUUCAAACUUUUAUGCAGAAUUAUUCUAGUAUUGAUGUCCUCUUACACAAAAGUAGACUUACCAAAUUGCAGUCUGUUCAAACUUUAACAGAAAUUCAGGAGUUCAUCGACUUUAUCAGCAAACAAGGUAAUCUGUCAUCUCAAGUUCCCCUUAAGAGACUUCUAAAAUCCUGGACAAACAGACAUCCAGAUCCUAAAAUGGACCCAAUGAGCGUUUGGGAUGACAUCAUCACAAAUCGAUGUUUCUUUCUCAACAAAAUAGAGGAGAAGCUUACUCUUCUUCCAGCUGAGCAUAGCAUGGAUGUGGAUGGAGAGUCCAGUGGCAAUAUGGAAAUGCAAGAGAAAGAAGAGAUUAGUUCCCUGAUUAAGAGCUGUAAGUUUUCCAUGAAAAUGAAGAUGGUAGAGAGUGCAAGAGAACAGAACAGUUUUUCGCUUGCUCUGAAACUCCUGAAGGAAUUGCAUAAAGAGUCAAAAACGAGAGAUGACUGGUUGGUGAAAUGGGCGCAUAGCUAUUGUCGAUUGAGCCACUGCCGGAGUCAGAGCCAGAAUCAAACUGAGCAGAUUCUCACUGUGCUGAAAACAGUCUCUUUGUUGGAUGAGAACUCAUCAGGCUACUUAGAGAAAAAUACCUGGGCUUUCUGUGAUCAGAACAUUCUCUUGAGUACAACUUACCGGAUCAUAGCUAACGCUAUCAGCAGUGAGCCAACCUGCCUUAGCCAAAUAGAGGAAAGUAAGGCUAGAAGAAUCUUGAAUCUUUCUGGAUUCCACUCAGAGAAUGCAGAAAAGGUGACAGCGGGUCUGCGUGAGAAAGCAUUCCAUUACCUCUGUAAAGCUGUGCGGGCGGCCGAGGAGGAGACCCAGCCUCCAACUGGGGCCCCAGCACACGUCGCCGGUGCCAUAGACGCUUAUAUGACCCUGGUGGAUUUCUGUGACCGACAUCUCCGUAAGGAAGAAGAAAACACGACAGUUAUUGAUUCUGUAGAACUGAAGACUUAUCCGGCACUUGUGGUGGACAAAAUGUUGAAAGCUUUAAAAUUAAAUUCCAAUGAAGCCAGGCUAAAGUUUCCUAGACUACUUCAUAUUAUAGAACAAUAUCCAGAGGAAACCUUGAGCCUAAUGACAAAAGAGAUGUCUUCCAUUCCGUGCUGGCAGUUCAUUGGCUGGAUCAGCCAGCUGGUGGCCUUACUGGACAAAGAGGAGGCCAUGGCUGUUCAGCACACCGUGGAGGAGAUUGCUGACAACUACCCACAGGCAAUUGUCUAUCCGUUCAUGAUAAGCAGGGAAAGCUAUUCCUUCAGAGACACUUCUGUUGGUCAUAAGAACAAAGAAUUUGUGGCAAGGAUAAAAAGCAAGUUGGACCAAGGAGGAGUGAUUCAAGAUUUUAUUAAUGCUCUAGAACAGCUCUCUAAUCCAGAAAUGCUCUUUAAGGAUUGGAUGAAUGAUAUCAAAGUUGAGCUAGAAAAAACUCCUGUAAAUAAAAAAAACAUUGAAAAAAUGUACGAAAGAAUGUAUGCGGCUUUGGGAGAUCCAAAGGCUCCAGGCCUCGGGGCUUUUAGAAGAAAAUUUGUCCAGGCCUUUGGAAAAGAAUUUGAUAAACAUUUUGGUAAAGGAGGUUCUAAGCUGCCUAGAAUGAAGCUCUGUGACUUCAACAACAUUGUCAACUCAUUGUAUUCGAAAAUGAGUGACGCGUCAAAGACACCCGGGAAUCUGAAGGAGUGUUCACCCUGGAUGAGUGAUUUCAAAGUGGAAUUUUUGAGAAAUGAGCUGGAGAUUCCUGGUCAGUAUGAUGGCAAAGGAAAGCCAUUGCCUGAAUACCAUGCACGAAUCUCUGGGUUUGAUGAACGGAUAAAAGUAAUGCCUUCCAUCAGAAAGCCCAAGCGCAUCGUCAUCCGAGGCCAUGACGAGCGAGAGUACCCUUUCCUCGUGAAGGGCGGGGAAGACCUGCGGCAGGACCAGCGCAUCGAGCAGCUCUUCGAGGUCAUGAACGUCGUCCUUUCCCGUGAUGCUGCCUGUGGCCAGAGAAGCCUGCGGCUGAAGACCUACCAGGUCAUCCCCAUGACCGCGAGAUUAGGGUUAAUUGAGUGGAUAGAAAAUACGUUGACCUUGAAGGAACUACUUUUGAAUGGUAUGACACAAGAGGAGAAAAACGCAUACAUGAGUGAUAAAGCACCACUGUUUGAAUAUGGAAACUGGCUGACAAAGAUGACUGGAAAACGUAAUGUUGAUGCUUACAGGCUAAUGUAUAAGGGAGCUAGUCGUACUGAAACAGUCACCUCUUUCAGAAAGAGAGAGAGUCAAGUGCCGGCCGGCCUCCUAAAGAGGGCUUUUGUGAAGAUGAGCGUGGGCCCCGAGGCAUUCCUGGCGCUGCGCUCCCACUUCACCAGCUCUCACGCUCUCCUGUGUGUCAGCCACUGGAUCCUGGGGAUAGGGGACAGACACCUGAACAAUUUCCUGGUGAACAUGGAGACGGGCAGCUUGGCUGGGAUCGACUUUGGACAUGCAUUUGGAUCUGCAACUCAGUUUCUGCCAGUCCCCGAGUUGAUGCCUUUUCGUCUAACGCGCCAAUUUAUCAAUCUGAUGUUACCAAUGAAAGAAACGGGUCUUAUGUACAGUGUGAUGGUACACGCACUGAGAGCCUUUCGCUCAGACCCAGACCUGCUCAUUAACACCAUGGACGUGUUUGUAAAGGAGCCUUCCUUUGAUUGGAAAAACUUUGAACAGAGAAUGCUGAAAACAGGAGGAUCAUGGAUUCAAGAAAUAAAUGUAACUGAAAAAAAUUGGUAUCCCCGGCAGAAAAUAAAUUACGCUAACAGAAAGUUAGCAGGAGCCAAUCCAGCAGUUAUUACUUGUGAUGAAUUACGUCUGGGCCAUGGGGAGGAGCCUGCCUUUGGGGAUUAUGUGGCCGUGGCACGAGGAAGCAAAGAUCACAACGUUCGUGCUCAGGAACCAGAGAGUGGCCUUUCAGAGGAGAUUCAAGUAAAGUGUCUGAUUGACCAGGCCACAGACCCCAACAUCCUCGGCAGGACAUGGGUGGGGUGGGAGCCCUGGAUGUGAGUUCCACGUAGGGCAACCAGUGCGCUGAUUUUCCUGAAGCACAAAGAGAACUCUAUUUAGUGAUACAGUUUUGUAGUACAAGUGUUAAAUCAAGGUCGUGAUGAGUAAGUGGAUAUUAGUGUAAGUCAAAGACUGUUGGUUAGGGUUAUAAUGGGCUUGUAAUAGAAAAAAAUAUGUCCAGGUUUGUGCAAGUAUUAAAUAAGAAUGUAGCAUCUGGUCAGCUUUGAAAGCAUUUUAUAAGUGCUCUGAGUUAGGUAACCUGCUGUCUCAAUAAAUGGCAUAAGCAUGACAUUCCAGUCAGUGUUCUCAUUGGUUAUGGCACACUGGAAGUAACACCCAGAGGACUUUACCACUAAGUCUGUGUGAGAAUAAAGCCAGAGGCAUAACUGGUACAAUUUUACAUUAUAUGAACAGUACAGAAAUAAUAACAAUUAUAAUUAUAGCUUAUUAUACUUAAAAAUGCUGGUUUUUUACAUUUUAGGGUAGUUUUGUAGGUUUUUCCCUUUCAUUUUUUUCUCCUCUAGUUUUGACAUUUUGUCAUAGAUUUGCCCUCUGAAAGAAAGCCUUUUUUUAGGAGGGAUAUAACCUGGGUGUAUGCAUUCACUUUUGCAUCUCUGAUCCACAACAGAAGGAUAGAAAAAAGAGCGCUGCAUCCCAAACUUGGGAUAACUUCAGAAAUCCCAAGUAUGAUGACAGGUAGAGCACUAAACAUUUCAAUUCUAGAAAAAGAAAGGAAAUCCCCAUUUCACAUGAAUUCCUCCUUUGGAGAAAAAAGCAUGCAUUUUGAAACAGCAGGAUCCAAAUACAAAAUACAAAAGUGGUUUCCUUCCCAUCCACAGAAUCUGAGCACCUCCUCCAGCACUCUGCACACUGGGCACUGUGUUCAGAUUGGUUUUUAACUCUUUAUUGUUUUUUCUUCAAACACUUGGAAUCUGUUUUGUGAUUUUAGGUAACAGUGAUCUUGAGAAUUUGGAAUACUAAAAUUUUGUUCCAAAGUUUUGUCCACUAAAGGUCAACUUUAAAAGUAAAGCAAUGUAUAACAUUUUUAUACAAUUUCAAGAGCAAAAUGUUCACUAUUUUAUUUGCAAAAUUUAUUCUGAUAAAUAUAGGUUGAAUGUAGUAUGGUAUUGAAAAUAAACAUUUGUUUUCUCAACAAAUGGAGCUAAAAGGAAACUUCAUCUUUAAAGAAAAAUAUAAAAACUCAGUAGUAAUCGUGAAGUUCAUGUGUCAAUCUGGCCAGGUUAGGGUGGCCAGUUGUUUCAUCAAGCAAGCACUGGCCUGAUUGU